AUGAAUAUAGAAGAAGACAUCACGGAUAUUUCUGAAGAAAAAGAUAUAGUUGAAAUGCUUCUUCCAGAUGGUGGCUUUUUUAUUGGUUCAGGGUCAGCAUUGACUACCUGUGGAACAGUACCCUUGUUAAUCAGCUACAUUAUUAUGUCUUGUACGAUUUGGUCUAUCAUGAACCAACUCAUUGAAAUAGUAACUCUCAUACCCCUUCCCGGGGAAGCAACUUUGUAUGUGUUGACAAGAAAGUAUUCAAGUAAGUUUAUUUCAUUUGCUGCUGGGUUGAAUAUCUAUUAUUCUCAAGCAAUGGUUGUUCCUGCUGAAAUCACAGCAAGUUCUUUGCUUAUAUCAUAUUGGACCACUGUUAAUUCUGUUAUUUUUAUUUCUGUCUUUUGUUUUUUAACUAUAGCUAUUAAUUGUGCGCCUGUCAAAUACUUGGUGAAAGUGAGUUUUGGGUUGCAAGUAUCAAGAUUGCAUGUCUAA
Debaryomyces fabryi is the source of this 477-nucleotide messenger RNA. RefSeq lists its product as uncharacterized. The record is from RefSeq and is a predicted model, not a curated record. Gene Ontology annotation, biological process: amino acid transmembrane transport. Lineage: Eukaryota; Fungi; Ascomycota; Pichiomycetes; Serinales; Debaryomycetaceae. The transcript has a single exon. Bases 1 to 477 code for a protein of 158 amino acids. Gene Ontology annotation, molecular function: amino acid transmembrane transporter activity. Gene Ontology annotation, cellular component: membrane.